Drosophila grimshawi is the source of this 467-nucleotide messenger RNA. Its product is annotated as sarcocystatin-A. The record is from RefSeq and is a predicted model, not a curated record. Gene Ontology annotation, molecular function: cysteine-type endopeptidase inhibitor activity. NCBI's taxonomy places the organism in Eukaryota, Metazoa, Arthropoda, Insecta, Diptera, Drosophilidae. The coding region runs from base 42 to 416 and encodes 124 amino acids. The transcript has 2 exons.
CAAUUCAUUUGUGACAUUUGAAAGUGUUUUACAUUCCAAAUAUGUUUGUGGCUAAAAUGUUGUUUGUCUUGGCGGCUGUUGUCCUGGUCAGCGGCACACCCCAGGGAUUUGGUGGAUUUGGUGCACCCCGCAUACUCACCGAAAGUGAACUGGAAUCGUCGCGGAAGGUACUGCAGAAUUCCCUUACCAAACUGGCUGCCGGUGAAGGACCCAACUACACCAUUUCGAAAAUAUUGUCAGCAAGUGUUCAGGUCGUUGCUGGUUCGCUGGACAAGUACAGUGUGGAGUUGAUCGAUAGCGCCGGUGAGAAGAAAGUGUGCGAUGUUUCGAUUUGGACAAGAUCUUGGCUGCCAAAUGGCACUGAGGUGACCUUCGACUGUCCCAAUGAGCAGAAAGUGAUUAAGAAUCAUUCAUAAUGCUGACUUGUACAUCUACAUCCAAUAAACACGGCAAACCAAUCAAAGUUA